This is a messenger RNA of Closterium sp. NIES-65, 1284 nucleotides long. The record is from the annotation of a GenBank genome assembly. Lineage: Eukaryota; Viridiplantae; Streptophyta; Zygnematophyceae; Desmidiales; Closteriaceae.
AUGGCGGAAUCCGCAGGUCCCUCCACAACCCCCCCGCGGCCUGCGGAAACCGAGCAAGCCGCAGCGCCCUCCGGUCGCAAUCAGGCAGACUGGCAUAUGAAGUCAGUCGCCGCCCCCUUUUCCAUAGCGCUCGCUCCUCCGCAUGCGGCGGCGGCGGCGCCGGGGCCUAAAUCCUCAGCGCCAAAAUCGGCGCAAAUUGCGGCGUCAGUUGCGGGGGAGAUGGAGACGCCGUUGAUGGAGGCGUCGCACCCGCUGAGCGAUGGUGUGCCCGCUGGCACGCGCGUGGUGCGCCCAUGGGCGGGCAAUGGGGAUGGGGACAGGCUGCUGACGUGGACCAGCUCCCCCUUCCCCCUCCCCCUUGCCCCUCCCCCUUGCCCCUCCCCCUUGCCCCUCCCCCUUGCCCCUCCCCCUUGCCCCUCCCCCUUGCCCCUCAACCAUGCCCCUCCCCAUUGCCCCUCCCCCUUGCCUCUCCCGUUGCCCCUCCCCCUUGCCCCUCCCCCAUGCCCCUCCCCGUUGCCCCUCCCCUUGCCCCUCCCCUCCCCUCCCCUUGCCUCUCCCCCUUGCCCCUCCCCCAUGCUCCUCCCCCUUGCCCCUCCCCUUGCCCAUCCCGUUGCCCAUCCCGUUGCCCCUUCCCUUGCCCCUCCCCUUGCCCCUCCCAUCCGAUCGCCUCUCCCCCAGCUGCUCGAGACCACCAGCUCCCACCUCUUCAUCCGCCUGCCCCUGCACUGGGCUAAUCCCCCUUUCCGCCUUGCCUCACGCCUUUCCCCCUUGCGCCAAUCCCCUUCCCCCUCCCUCCCGCCCCUCACCUGCUUGAGAGGACCAGCUUCCGCGGUUCUUCCGCCUGCCACCCCUCCACUACUGGAGAGGACCAGAUCUGCUCUCUUCAUCCGCCUGCCGCCCCUCCACUACUGGAGAGGACAAGCUCUGCUCUCUUCAUCCGCCUGCCGCCCGUCCAUCUGGCCAAAGCGGCACUCGGCUUCACGGUAUGGGCGGUGGGUGCAGUGGGCGGUGGGUGCAGUGGGCGGUGGGUGUAGUGGCCGAUGGGUGCAGUGGCCGAUGGGUGCAGUGGCCGAUGGGUGCAGUGGCCGAUGGGUGCAGUGGCCGAUGGGUGCAGUGGCCGAUGGGUGCAGUGGCCGAUGGGUGCAGUGGCCGAUGGGUGCGGUGGGUGCUAGCUGGCUUCAUGGUAUGGCCGAUGGGGGCGACGGCUGUGGUGCCUGUGGUGGGGGCGAUGGGGGGCGAUGGCUGUGGUGGCAGCGAUGGGGGCGAUAUGGGUGCGAUUUCUAG